Molecule: messenger RNA, 1041 nt
Organism: Rodentolepis nana
Lineage: Eukaryota; Metazoa; Platyhelminthes; Cestoda; Cyclophyllidea; Hymenolepididae
Source: the annotation of a GenBank genome assembly
AUGGUAUUACAUCUUUUUAGUACAUUCUGUCACCUUUCAGAAAAUAUGCUUGAGGAGGAAAGAGUGAAGUAUGAAAAUGGGAAAAAGUUUCUGGCUCGACUCAUGGGCCAUGAUCCAGCCACCUUCACUCAAGAGCAAGUUGAUGAGGCAAUCAGAUAUCUCUUUCCGUCAGGUCUUCAAUCUAAGAAUGCCCAUCCAAAACUUAAGCCACCAGAAGGGAUUUAUCCUGAGAAGAAAAAACUUCAAUUCGAUAGAACUGGUAGGCCCUUUCAUGAUCUUUACUACACCGGAAAACCUGCCUACUUUGAAGCUAUGCAUAAAGCCAGUGCUUUGUUUGAAGAGCUGAAUCUUUUGUUCGAUCGUGGAUAUAUUGAUCGAGAUUUUACUGGUUUCAAAAAUCCCCGCUCAAUUGUAGUUGCCUCGAGUGUGUGGCUUACGAAGGAACAGCUUAGUCGGAAGCUGUUAGAACCUCUGACUGAAGAUAUGUAUGCAAGCUGGUUAAGGGUUAUGGAUACUCUUUUAAAGCAUCCUCUUGCAUGGCAUGCGGAAAGCUUCAUCAAUUCCUAUCGAGUCUCCGUGCAAGAAACUUUCUCAGAUGAAGCCUAUCCAGAGCCUCAUGUAGAUCCUGACACCAACUGUCGGUUUAUCGACACUUUUGGCCAGAAGAAACAUGCCUUUGCAGAGCUUAGAAUGACCCAACCUGGAACUGGGAAAUUCAUUGUUAAUGAUAAGAGGCUUCUGGAGUUCUUCCCCCACCUUGGUGAUCGGGAACAGAUCAUGUUCCCUCUCCAAUAUACAGGCAUGCUGGGAUCUGUGGAUGUAGUAGCCAAGAUUUCAAGUGAUACCGAAACUGGGCAUAGUUCGAAAGCAAACGCCCUCCGAUUGGCCGUAGCUCGAGCCCUGGCUUGUUUCCUACCCGGUGAUCAGGGGUUUAAUCGAUUGCGCGCAGCCGGCCUCCUCACGCAAGACGACCGAUUCUCUGAACGCAAGAAGCCUGGCCAGAAGAAGGCUCGUAAGAAACCUAUUUGGAAGGCUCGUUAA